AUGGAAAGGGAGAAGACGUCGUGCCGUGCGUGGCUUGUUGUGCUCAGUCUCAACAUCACCUUCACACUCUAUGGAGGUUUAAAUAAAGUCUUCGGUGUACUGAUGCCUGAACUUCGAGAGCAGUUAGCAACGGACACCUGGCUGCUUGGAUGGGUGAUUACCAUGAUUGGGGCCUCGGUGCAGAGCGCGGGCCUUCUGACUGGACCACUUACCAGCAUAUUCAGUGAGCGUGCCAUCUUCACAGCUAGCGCUGUAUCUUCCGUUGCUGGGCUCCUUGGAGCUUUCCUAGCACCUGGGCUCCUUUCCCUUACUCUGUGCGUAGUCUGCCUAACAGGAGCGGGCCUUGGCAUCAUUGUAUGCCUUGCUAAAGCUUUGCUUGGGGCGUACUUCUCUUCGCGGUUGUCAAUGGCCGCUGGUAUAUCAACUACAGGACUCCCACUGAGCUACAUGAUAUUCCCACCACUCGCCCAGUUUCUCCUAGAAGUCUACGGAUGGCGGGGGACGUUGCUGAUCUUUUCUGCUCUUGUAGCUUUCCUUAUUCCCUGCGGCCUUGUGAUGAGGCCUAGGCCGCCCUCUGGUGACAAAAGCUACAAGCCCAUUCCGGCAAACUCAAGCCAACAAACCUCAAGCUCAGAAGACGGACCUCAGCUCUGUGGUUGCGGCCGCUUGCUUGACGUUCUGUGCGAAAAAACCGACUUUGGCCUCUUCAGGAACGUGAUGAUGUGGAGCCAUAUUGUGACUUAUUGCCUGUUUGGAUUUGUCAACAAUUCUUGGGUUAUUUUCAUGGUGCCGUACGCGCAGACCAAAGGUUUCGCGCCGUUCACGGCGACUUCCUUCAGCAUCAUCGCCGGGGUGAGCUCCAUGAUAUCCAACCUCUUGCAGGGCGUGGUGGUAAGCAGACAUAUCUUGUGCACAAGGGUGUUGAUUGCAAUCGGUUCGGCCAUCGGGAGUGCUUCACUAGUUGUCAGCCCGUUACUGCACACAUACGCCCCACUGGCAGUGGCCAUGUCGCUCUACGGCGUUAGUCAUGGAAUACUCUACCCGGGAUUGGUGUGUUUUGUCAUUGAAGAGCAAGGGAAAAGUAGGGCGGCCAAUGCCUUCGGCUGGACGGGAUUCCUGUCCGGACUCUUCAGGUUGUGUUUCGGAUUUUCCACAGGCCUGCUGUACGACUACACUGGAAGUUAUGAUCAUACAUUCAUAUUCCUGGGGACCUUACUGGGAAUUAUGGUCCCCUUCUUUUUCUUGGACAAAAUAAGUGAUUGCUGUAGUCGAAGGAAGGAAUGAUUAAUGCACGUCGAGUGGAUUUCUAUGCGUUCAGUGAACUU
Messenger RNA from Acanthaster planci (crown-of-thorns starfish), 1325 nucleotides. RefSeq names its product monocarboxylate transporter 13-like. Gene Ontology annotation, molecular function: monocarboxylic acid transmembrane transporter activity. Gene Ontology annotation, biological process: transmembrane transport. Lineage: Eukaryota; Metazoa; Echinodermata; Asteroidea; Valvatida; Acanthasteridae. The record is from RefSeq and is a predicted model, not a curated record.